Molecule: messenger RNA, 1989 nt
Organism: Vitis riparia (riverbank grape)
Lineage: Eukaryota; Viridiplantae; Streptophyta; Magnoliopsida; Vitales; Vitaceae
Exons: 2
Coding region: 1-1989 (662 amino acids)
Source: RefSeq, a predicted model, not a curated record
AUGGCGACGAAAGCUCCUAUUCAGAUGUUGGAAUCUGGGCUCUCUGCUUCCCUGCAUAAAAAUGUCCGAAUAGGUUGCCUGGACAUACCCUCCGAUGCUCAAUUGCUAGGACUAGUUGUUCAAGUUGGAGUGGCUUUCUACGUGUUUCUGAGGUCAUGGGCAAGAACUCCACUCACAUUUCUAUCCAUUCCAAUGUUUGUGGCUGGAAUUAUCAAGUUUGGAGAGAGGACCUGCGUUCUGAGGUCUGCAAGCAAGAAUCACUUUAGAGAUUCUUUGCUUCCAGUUCCUGAUCCUGGACCUGAUUAUGCUGAUUUCAUGAAGGGAUAUAGUUCAUGGAAAGAUGAACGGCAGGUUGAUAGAACCAGAAGGGAGAUUGGUGAAAAGCCACUUCAAUCUACCGUUGGUGAUGGCAUUACUGUUCCUAGUAGAAACUAUAUUGACAAAGCUUACUUCUUAUUCAAGAACCAAUUCAAGCAUCUAUAUGCAGACCUCAUCCUCAGCUUGGAUGACCAAAAAACCAGUGAGGGCAUCAUCAGGUACAUGUCAUCGGAAGACGCCUUCAAAGUGGCGGAGAUGGAGCUCAAUUUUAUGUAUGAUGUGCUAUACACCAAGGCAACAGUGAUUUAUUCUCUACUUGGCAUUCUGCUCCGUUCCACGAGCUUCUCCUUCACUAUUUCUACCUUAGCAGCCUUCCACUUCUUCAUCGAUAAGCACGAGUUCUCAAACAUUGACAUCGACAUUACUUACUUAUUACUCUUUGGAGCCAUUUUUCUUGAGGUUUAUGCCCUCACUAAGAUGAUUUUGUCCGACUGGAGCAUUGUCUGGUUGAGCAGCAAGACGAACUCCCUGGCUGAUUCCAUUUACCGAGCCAUUACCUCUUUUAGAUCAGUUAUAACCAGUGACAAGAGAUGGUCUAGACGCAUGGCACAGAACAAUUUAAUUGAUUCUUGCCUCAGAGACAAAACCAAGUUCAAUCAGGUUCCCAGGUUCCUUGACAUGAACAAAUUCUUAGAGAGGUACUGGUACAUGACUUGGGAGAAGGUGGAUGACAUGAAGGAACCCAUCUUCAGCUUGCUCCUAGAGAUGACAAAUGAUGUCAGGGAUCUCAGGUCACUACUCAAACACAGAGGUGAUUAUGUGAUUACAAAAAGAGGGUUUAUUGAGACACUUGGUUGGAGUAUAGUUGACGUGGAAUUUGAUCACAGCAUCCUCCUUUGGCAUAUCGCAACAGAUCUCUGUAGCUAUUCUGAUGAUGACCCCAAUCCUAAAUCAAGAUGCAAAAUAAGCAAAUGCUUGUCUGAGUAUAUGUUGUAUCUGCUAGUCAUGUGUCCAUUUAUGCUGCCAAAAGGGAUAGGGGAGUUUAGAUUCCGAGACACUUGUUCAGAGACCAAAAGAUUCUUCCAGCAAAGAAGCGAGUCCAUAUCUGACAGAAAUGAAGCUUGCAGAUUGUUGCUUGAAGUUGACACACAAGUUGAGCCCGAAGAGGGGAAAGGAGAUAAAAGCAAGUCAGUGUUAUUCGAGGCAUGUAGGCUUGCCAAGGAGUUGAAAUCACUGAAUAUGGAGAUGGGAGAGAAAUGGAUGAUGGUCAGUCACGUGUGGGUGGAGAUGUUGUGCUACGCUGCCAGUCAAGAUCUCUGUUAUCCUUGUGAUGUCGACAAAUCCCCAGAUACCAAUCUCAAGUCAAGAUGCGAAAUAAGCAAAUGCUUGUCUGAGUAUAUGUUGUAUCUGCUAGUCAUGUGUCCAUUUAUGCUGCCAAAAGGGAUAGGGGAGUUUAGAUUCAGAGACACUUGUUCAGAGACCAAAAGAUUCUUCCAGCAAAGAAGCGAGUCCAUAUCUAACAGAAAUGAAGCUUGCAGAUUGUUGCUUGAAGUUGACACAGAAGUUGAGCCCAAAGAGGUGAAAGGAGAUAAAAGCAAGUCAGUGUUAUUCGAGGCAUGUAGGCUUGCCAAGGAGUUGAAAUCACUGAAUAUGGAGAUUGUCGUCUCUUGA